This is a messenger RNA of Pistacia vera, 2188 nucleotides long. RefSeq names its product probable serine/threonine-protein kinase PBL7. Gene Ontology annotation, biological process: protein phosphorylation. The record is from RefSeq and is a predicted model, not a curated record. The transcript has 6 exons. Bases 345 to 1901 code for a protein of 518 amino acids. Gene Ontology annotation, molecular function: ATP binding; protein kinase activity. Lineage: Eukaryota; Viridiplantae; Streptophyta; Magnoliopsida; Sapindales; Anacardiaceae.
CUUUGCUUGCUUUUAUUUCGUAUUUAUAUUCUCAUCCCACCAAGAAACCAACCCCAUAGCCAUAACCCAUUUGCCAUUUUCAAUUUAUUUUCUAAGUUUUCUUUCGGUUUAUAAUAAGAGAAAGACCAUUUGCAUUACUCUUCACCUUCACCUUCUCCAUCUAAUCUAAUGUUAAUUUAAUUGACUCACAUUAUCACUCUCUUUCUUUCUUUUACAAAUUCUCUCCCACCCUUGAAGCAAAGGACCCAACUUUCACUUUAUUUUAUUCUCUCUCACUUUUUCUUUCUUUCUUUUUGGUUUCUGCUUCUGGGUUUCUGUGCUUAUAUUGAGAUCUAUCAUCGAGUAUGGUUUUUUCCCAAGACACUUGCACUUAUUCUAAUAACCCACAACAGAAUGCUCUAAACACUAUAGUUACAGAUCACUACUGUGACUAUAAACACUAUAAUGACCUCAAGAUGAGAACAGCUUUGAGAAAGAUGAUUUGGGAUUUCGGUUUAUCUUGUUUUUUGCCUCCUCACAGUGAGAAAGACAACGAUAGAAAUAACAACAGUAAUAAAGGUAAAAACUUGGAGCAUAACAAGGCGUGGUUGCUUGCAGAGUCUGGUGGAUGUGGAGGAGCAGAGUUGACAAAUAAUGAUCCACAAUCUGUUCACUCUUCUUUCAGGUUCAGUUUCUGCUCUCAGGUUGAGCUUGAGUCCAUGAAUAUGAGCUCUUCCGCUUCUGCCACUGUGUUGAUGGUGAAUUUGGACAAUGGGUUGUGUGACACUCGCGCUCAAGACCAACUCAAGUGGAGAAGGAUUCAGUCUCUCGAGAGGAGUAUAUCUCCAGUGGCUAAUUCUUUGAUAAGACUUAGCUAUGGUGAAAUUCUUGCGGCUACUCGUAAUUUUUCGAAAGGGAGAGUUCUGGGAAGAGGAGCCUUGAGCUUUGUUUUUAGAGGUAAAGUUGGGUUUUUGAGGACUUCAGUGGCUAUAAAGAAAUUAGACAAGGAAGACAAGGAGUCUUCUAAGGCAUUUUGUAGAGAAUUGAUGAUUGCUAGUUCUCUUCACCAUCCAAAUAUUGUUCCCCUUGUGGGUUUCUGUAUUGAUCCAGAGGAGGGCUUGUUCUUGGUGUACAAGUAUGUCUCUGGGGGUAGCUUAGAGCGCCAUUUGCACGAGAAGAAGCGAGGAGUGAAGGGUUCUUCGACACUAGCUUGGUCUGUUAGGUAUAAAGUUGCCCUGGGAAUUGCAGAGGCAGUUGCAUAUUUGCAUAAUGGAACUGAAAGAUGUGUUGUUCACAGAGACAUUAAACCCUCAAAUAUUCUCCUUUCUUCCAAAAAGACACCUAAGUUAUGUGAUUUUGGGUUAGCUACUUGGACUUCUGCACCUUCAGUUCCUUUUCUCUGCAAAACCGUGAAAGGAACAUUUGGUUACUUGGCUCCGGAGUAUUUUCAACAUGGAAAAGUAUCCAACAAGACUGAUGUUUAUGCAUUCGGAGUGGUCCUACUGGAACUGCUCACAGGGCGAAAGCCAAUUGAAGCAAGAAGGCCACCAGGAGAAGAGAAUUUAGUCCUAUGGGCAAAACCCCUCUUACAUAAAGGAAUGGCAGCCAUUGAAGAAGAGUUGCUUGAUCCACAGCUCAAAUGCACUUUGAAAAAUUCAACUCAGAUAGCCCGGAUGAUUCAAGCUGCAUCUGCCUGCAUAAGCAGUGAAGAAUCUCGAAGGCCAGGAAUUGAUGAAAUUAUCGCGAUACUUAGAGGUGAAGAAGAAUUAAUUUACUCUACUAGGAAAAAACACAAUUUUUCCGGAUAUAUUGAUUGUUAUCCUCAAUUACAACAAACAAAAAGUGAAAUGAAGAGUCACUUAGCCUUGGCAAUGCUAGGAGUUUCAGAGAUUGAAGACGAUGACCACCUUUAUUGUCGUUGAAACAUAACACAAUGAACAACCAUCUAAUUUUUUUUUUUCUCCAUUAUUUUGUUGCUUGUUUGGGAGAAAAAAAGUGAUAGGGAUUAGAACAGGAAAAAAGUGUUGAAAUUUGUACAUAGGAAAAGAAUGUUUUUCAGAAAUUGUGUGUGUACAUAGUUUUUCAUUUACCUGUCCCUAUAUACUCAAAAGGGAAAAGUGUAAUGGUUUUCGUUUGUAGAGCUUCAUUUUUAUUAAGAUUGUUGAACUGACUUUUUGAUAAAGUUAUGCAUAUUCUUAAUCUUUUCAAU